AGCGAAGAGGCGGGAGCGACGAGAGAGAAGAAGGGAGCGCGUGCGCGCUCUAGAGCUAAGGCCGGACGCCGAGCCACUGGGGAGAAAGGCCUAGCGGACGGUGCCAUUAAUCGAUUAAGGGGGGGGGGGACGUUCGGCGCGGCCUGAGGAGCUUGGGCGAUACCACCCCUCGGGGAGAAGGGGGGCCGUGGGGGCGCGUGCGCGCUAGUCACUCGACGAGCGUUCUGCGGCCCUGAGGAGACGGCGGUGAUGUGGCGGCGCUGAGUGAGCGCGAGAGCGGAAGGGGCGUCAUGGCGGAGGCGUCCGGCAGCCCCUCGGCGGCAGAGGCGGCCUUGGACCCCGAGUUCCCUCCGCAGAGUCGGCCGCGCUCUUGCACAUGGCCCCUGCCCCGGCCGGAGCUGGCAGGGCCGCCGGCGGAUCCAGACCCAGAGCCCGGCGGCGGGAUAGGACCCGGCAGCGGCCUUGGGAGCCCCGAGGAGCCUGGCAGCGGCGGGGUUACAACGGCGGCGGCGGCGGCGGCGGGAGGGCCCGGGAGCGGCGGGACACGGAAGAGCGGCGGUGGGAGCGGCGGCGGGGCGCGUCGCAAUGCCUGGGGCAGCCAGUCGUACGCCGACUUGAUCAGCCAGGCCAUCGAAAGCGCCCCGGAUAAGCGCCUCACCCUGGCGCAGAUCUACGAGUGGAUGGUCCGUUCCGUGCCUUAUUUCCGCGACAAGGGAGACAGCAACAGCUCCGCCGGGUGGAAGAACUCCAUCCGGCAUAACCUCUCUCUGCAUAGCAAAUUCAUUAAAGUGCACAAUGAAGCUACAGGGAAGAGCUCUUGGUGGAUGCUCAAUCCAGAAGGUGGUAAAAGUGGGAAAGCUCCACGGAGGAGAGCUGCUUCCAUGGACAACAGCAGCAAACUGGCAAAAGUCCGGGGGAAAGCCUCAAAGAAAAAAGCUGCUUUGCAAGUGCCUCCAGAACCUUCUGCUGAAAGCCCAGGUACUCAGUACCCCAAGUGGCCUGGCAGCCCCUCUGCAAGAAGCAGUGAGGACUCUGAUGUGUGGACCAGUAUCCGGCCUCGGACCAGUUCUAAUGCCAGCACCAUCAGUUUAGGGCUUUCUCCAAUCCUGACAGAGCAGGAUGACCUUCCUGAUGAUGAGCUCCUCCCUUCCCUUGGCUACUCCAGUGCAUCUAGCAACGUUCCCCCUACUGUGACAGAGGAGCUGGAACUCAUUGAUGGCCUAAACCUGAUGUCACCAAGUUCAUCCUUGCUGUCAGCUCAACAGCAUACUUCGAGCAGUAUGGCCCAGAGAACUCCCAGCUUUCCCCUGCGGACCCAGAGCACGGCUACUCAGGCACCAUCGUUUGGCAGCUCCCUCUUCAACCCUGUUGAUAUCUCGCUGCACAGCCCUGGUGGCCAUUUUUCUGGUCCACAGACACUGGAAGCCCUCCUGACCUCCAACUCACCACCUCCUAGUGAUGUGAUGAUGACGCAGGUAGAUCCUAUCCUCCCACAGAGUGGAGGCAGGUUGAACAGCCAGACUUUUUUGCUCCUGGGGGACCAGUCCUCCAAAAGCAAGAUGAGCUCAGUUAACCUGCUCAGAAAGCCUUCGGAACAGCAGUUGGAUUCGGUCGGUACCACUGCUUUGGCCUCUGCACUUACCAUGGUGACAGCUCCGCAAAAUGCAGGUGGCUUGUCCACUUUGAAGACAUCCAACCCAGUACAGUCUACCCAAGGGGUCCAGCAGGGUGCCCUGCCACCUGUGUCUCCUGCCACUCUUACUCCUUUUGGAGGUAGUCAGGAUAGGCUGCCUAAUGACUUGGAUGUUGAUAUGUACAUGGAGAACCUUGAAUGUGAUGUGGAUUACAUUAUCAAUACAGACCUCAUGGACGGUGAAGGGCUAGACUUCAAUUUUGAACCCAUUCCUUCUGCUCCCACCUACCCUAGCACCUCGCAGGCCUCCAACCACACUUGGGUACCCAGUUAACUUCAGGGUUGACAAAGUGCCCUUCUGGUUUCGGAGCUUUGCACCCCCCAGAAAAGUCUGGAAUGCAGAGAGCACCUGGAGUUGGUCUUACAGCUCUUCAAACCACUGGGAAGAAGAGCUAACUGCAACAGGAAGAGGGGGAUCCUGUUAAGUGCCACAUCUCUUCCUGAGUCUACCAUAAGCCCUCCAAGCCCCAGACAGGCCUUCCUGCAAGGAGCCUGGGAAGUGUUCCAAACAUGGCCAAAGACUGUUCAUGCCCUGAAGAAGCAUUCUCUGAAUCGAUGGGGUAGCACCAGCUGAGAUGGAUCAGUGAUGGUCAGAAGGAAGCCGCUUUUUGGUGACAUCAGCUCUUCGCCUGAUCUCUGCCUCAGCUAUCCUUUGACUUGGCACCCUAAGCCUUGAUGAAAAAAUGGGUGGGAAGGUGAUGGGCAUAUCACAUGGCUGCCUGAGUCAUGUGGUUCUUCCCUUUCUGUAUUUGUCUGGUGGGAGCAAGGGGUGGGAGAGAGAAAGUUGUGCUCCGGGGAAAACAAGGCUGUCAAGUUUGUUCUUGACUGUGUCAGUCAUCAGGCCCAUUUGAAAGAUGGAAGUCUGUCUGAGUGAAGGUAUUGCCUGAGCCAUUGGUAGCACUUUCCUAAAACACUGACUGCCUAAAAGCAGACAAGCAGGUGCUAAAAGCUGUUGCAAAGAAACCAAAUCUUCUCUUUGGGUUUGUUUCUGGCUGUCCUGCUGCAGCUGAGAAAUAGAAAACCCAGAUCUGGCCUUAAGCAGAGCCCUAAUGUUCAUGGUUUUUUCUUUUUUUAAAUCCAGAAGGGCAUUUUCUACAGAUGAACUAUUUUGGAGGCUUUUAUAAAGUAAUCUGGACAGGGCUUUCUGUGGUAGCCUUCAAACCAAUUUAAGUGUCUCCAUAUUGGGUGCCUUUCCUUCCCUCAAAGACAGUACCAGUUGGAGAUGUGCUUCUCUGAGCUGCAUUAACAACAAUUUUGCACCUUCUUGUGUGUGUAGCUGGGGGAGUGGGGUGGAGAGAGGGGCAUCGAGCAAGUCAUGUUCUUUGGAACUGGGGCAGUGCAGGGAUUGUACAUUAUAGGUAACCUGUAAAGUUAGCUGCAGAUUUACUAGAAGCUUUUGUAACCCUUGGGUGUGAAGAGGUCAUUAUAUUUUAACAGAGAACCCUGUGAGAUUAUUGGCUAGAAGCACAGACUGUUUUCUUGCAGCUUUAUACUUUUAUCAGACAAAACACUACAGUAUAUGAGUCUGGGGGUCUGGAGAUGGGAUUAGGGGAAGCUCCUCAGGGGGUGAGUGUUGGAUGGACAAGGCUUAGAGGCCUUUCCUGCAUGGUGAGAUCCGCCAGCAAUCUUACGCUUUCAGCAACUAAUCAUGAAUUGCCAACAUGUUGCACUGCAGGGAUUGGUGGGGGCAGGGGUUUGUCCAUUAAGCCUUAUAAUGGCUGAAUCACAGCUGUCAGCUGAAGCCUCUUGAACUCUGACUGCUUUGUAGAAUGGGGGGGCACAGGCUUGUCGCUUUGGGGUACAGCCCAACUCCACUUAGUGACUCAGUGGCCUGGCAGUUACUGGAUCUUUUGCUUUAACUUGAGUUGACUUUUGCUGAUGAGUUUGAUAGAUUCAGAAAGAACAGAUUGGAUUUGGACGUUGGGUCACUUCAUUACUCUUGGAAAAGAAUCUUGGGAGCAAGGCGAAGCCCUGGUGCAGGCCUGGUGGCUCCCUAUCAGCACUGGAGUAUUUAUUGUGGCAGAAAUGGGGAUAUGGAUGGGCUCCCUUUUAGCAGUGGCCCUCUCACCUGAUGAGGAGUGAUGCUUCAAGAUUAUCCUUUGUUCCCUUGACAUGCUUGGCAAUCCACUAUCAUUACUGGAGAUGGGGAAAUAGUGAGGUUUCAUCUUCCUGAAGCCAGGCUAAGCACUGACCAGAGAAGCAGGUGGCACAAGCCCCCUUUCCCAGCCUUCUCUUCCUGUAGUUAAGUAAUUUCAGGCUGUAUGUGUAAAAAUUCUUGUAAUAAGUCUCCUUGUAGUUAAGACGUUGUCACAUGGGAAGGCAUGUCUUGCAGGAAAGAAGAAACAGGACAAACACUGCUUCCUUGCAGUGGCAGCACAGGUUUCUGGUACCAAACUUUUGGCUGUAGCCAGGCGUGGAUUUUGUAACUAGUACCUGUUGUACUUCUCUGGCACACCGUAUUGGUCUGACUCAGAAGAACAUUUUCACACUUUGUCAGCAAAAACAUGCCCUGUGGUGUCUUCUCUGGCAGACAGUGGAACUGAGUCAGCAGUAGGACUAAAAAGAAGGAACUGGCAGAAGUUAGAAGCCUUCAGGUGCAUGAGUGAGGUGGAUCAGUUUUGCUUUCUCAAGGCAGAUAUUUACCAGAAAGGAAGAUGACUCUCACUGAAAUAUGGAAAAGAUUCUACACAGUCCUUUUAUUACUGUGCAUACCUGUAACUUGUGUGUGAAUUCAAGACAGUAUGUUGUUUUUUCUUGGUAGCACAACUAGGCAAAGAAUUAAGUCUUCCUUUCAGGUAAAUGCAGUAACUGCAUUUUAAAGUUAAUCUGAUCCAGAGUCAGGGUUGCUUCAGGAGGUUCCCUGCCCCUUAAAAUAUUAGCCAAAGCUUGAGAAUCUUUGGUCAGGUCAAGGUAGGUAAGAGUCACUGCAGCCAGAAGAUUGGCAUUUGGGUGCUUUGAGCUGUGGUGGGGAGACUGGUAUGUUUGCAGUCGCAAGCCUGAAUUAGGGUUGAUUAAUUCUCUAACUGGCCCCGUAUGUUUUCAUACUCACAACUACUAAUGGUCUUGAAAUCUGCACCUCACACACAACCAUACCCCGGAGGAGUGAACCAUGUCAACCAGUUUGCCCCCACAUUGUGUGCGUGAAUAGGCACCCUGAUUCUUCCUCCUCAGCUGCUUUGGGUUAUAAAGUAGAGCGGCAUACAAGGACUGUUCUUGCAGCAUAAUUAAGGUAUUUCUGCCUUUGAUGAAUAAUAAAAUACAGGGGAUCCGCGCAAGUUUUGAUGGGAUAUCUGUUUGUGGGGCUGUUGCUAAGAUUGCUUGUAGUGAAGUCUGUGGGAUGCAUUUGAGACUCAGGAGCAGCUGGGAGUUACCUGAUCAUCUCUGUGCAUGAUUGAGGGUGGGGGGUGUGCUUUCUAGAAGAAGGCUGUAGAGACAGCAGGUGACCUUGGGGGGGGGAUCUUCCUCCUAAUAUUGUGUUGUGGAGUGAGCCCCUGAGGUGGUAGAGCUCAUGCAGUGUACAUACUCUUCUAGACUGGUCUUGUCUUUUCCACUUGGACUGGUGGGUUAGAGGAGGGGAGCUGAUUGGAAUAGGUCCUACCUUGUUUCUACAGAUGGAUUAUUUUUGUCCUUGCUAUACUUCAUUUUUGUCCCCUGUAGCAAUAGAAUCUCUGUUCUCUUCCAGGGUUUUCCAAUAUCCCCCUUUGCUAGAGAGGCUGUGUGGAAUGUGCUAGAGGGCGAAAUGUGACAAAUAAAUCUCUGUAAUCCUU
This is a messenger RNA of Eublepharis macularius, 5460 nucleotides long. RefSeq names its product forkhead box O4 (gene FOXO4). Bases 291 to 1967 code for a protein of 558 amino acids. Gene Ontology annotation, molecular function: DNA-binding transcription factor activity, RNA polymerase II-specific; RNA polymerase II cis-regulatory region sequence-specific DNA binding. Gene Ontology annotation, cellular component: nucleus. The record is from RefSeq and is a predicted model, not a curated record. NCBI's taxonomy places the organism in Eukaryota, Metazoa, Chordata, Lepidosauria, Squamata, Eublepharidae. Gene Ontology annotation, biological process: regulation of transcription by RNA polymerase II. The transcript is spliced from 3 exons.